Messenger RNA from Argentina anserina (silverweed cinquefoil), 1074 nucleotides. RefSeq names its product F-box/LRR-repeat protein At4g14103-like. The coding region runs from base 1 to 1074 and encodes 357 amino acids. The transcript has a single exon. The record is from RefSeq and is a predicted model, not a curated record. Lineage: Eukaryota; Viridiplantae; Streptophyta; Magnoliopsida; Rosales; Rosaceae. Gene Ontology annotation, molecular function: protein binding.
AUGGAAGAAGAUAAUCGUUAUGACCAAAACACCAUGGAUAUGGCACUAGAUCAGUUAACCGAAGAUACAAUCCGCCAUAUCAUUCAAUUCCUUCCCACUAAAUCCGCCUUUGCCAUGAGUUUUCUUUUCAAGCAAUUUGAAGGUGCAUGGUCCUUCCACCCAGUAAUAGAUCUCGACGAGUGCAAUCCACAUUUUAAUAACUACGACGCAUUUGAAGAUAGGAAUUUCACCAACAUCCUGACAAGGUACUUGAAGUUCCGGGAGAAUGACCCUCGGCCUCUGGACAAAUUUAGGCUUCGUAUGGAGAUGAACCAGAUCAGAGAGGAGAUUUUAGAAAAUUGGUUGAGUUUUCUAGCUAAGAGAAGCAUCAAAGAUUUAGACCUCAGCCUUAGAACUGCACCUUCCACGAUAGCGAAAGGCUGCAAUUACUGCUUACCCUCGACACUUCUUUCUCAGAUGAAGUCUAUAGUUUCCUUAAGUCUCGAUUACGUGAGCUUAAAGGCUGAUGGUACUAUGGGUAGCAUACAUCUUCCUUCUUUGAAAACUAUGUCCCUAAAAAAUAUGAGUUUUUUGGAUUGGUUGGUUCUGUCAGAACUACUUAGGGGAUGCAGUUCUAUUGAGAAUUUGUCUAUAACUUCAUGCUCUAGGCAUGCCCUUCAGAAUAGUGAUGUAGGGCUUGAAGUUUCAAAUUCUUCUCUCAAGACUUUGGAUAUCAGGGAUUGCAACCCUAACCAUGUUGAUGUACUUCAAUCCAAGAAUCUUGAAUAUUUUACCUUGGCUUCAAACUAUCGAGGGCUUCUACGUGCGACUUUGUUUGAAGCCAAGAACUUGAAAUACAUAAACAUCCGUGCGCAAUUCCUGAGCCGCAUUGUUUUAUUUCAAUGCAAUGUUCGUAUGAAGGCCACAAUUGAUACUCCAAAUCUUCAACAUUUUGAAUUCAAUGGUUUGAAAUCCUACAAUGUGCACAAAGUUAUUCAUGGAGGACUUUUGCAAAAGAGAUUGAGUGAAGCAAUGGUUGAAGGUCUAAGAACUGACAUUCUAGCUUUCUGCUGUGUUGCAAGGAAUUCUGAUUAG